AGACAUUCCAAGCUCGAUCAGCUACAAUGGCGAACUCGAGGGCCUUUGCUCUGGUGCCCCUCCUCAUCUGCGUCUUGUCCUGCCACGCCGCCGUCUCCUACGCGGCAGCGCCGGUGCCGGCCAAGGAGGACUUCUUCGGAUGUCUGGUGAAGGCGAUACCGGCCCGCCUCCUCUACGCCAAGAGCUCGCCUGCCUUCCCCACCGUCCUGGCGCAGACCAUCAGGAACUCGCGGUGGUCGUCGCCGCAGAACGUGCAGCCGCUCUACAUCAUCACCCCCACCAACGCCUCCCACAUCCAGUCCGCGGUGGUGUGCGGCCGCCGGCACGCCGUCCGCCUCCGCGUGCGGAGCGGCGGCCACGACUACGAGGGCCUGUCGUACCGGUCCGAGCGCCCCGAGGAGUUCGCCGUCGUCGACCUCAACAAGAUGCGGGCCGUGUCGGUCGACGUCAAGGCUCGCACGGCGUGGGUGGACUCCGGUGCGCAGCUCGGCGAGCUCUACUACACCAUCGCCAAGAACAGCCCCGUGCUCGCGUUCCCGGCGGGUGUUUGCCCCACCAUCGGUGUAGGCGGCAACUUCGCUGGCGGCGGCUUCGGCAUGCUGCUGCGCAAGUACGGCAUCGCCGCCGAGAACGUCAUCGACGUGAAGGUGGUCGACGCCAACGGCACGCUGCUCGACAAGAGCUCCAUGAGCGCGGACCACUUCUGGGCCGUCAGGGGCGGCGGCGGAGAGAGCUUCGGCAUCGUGGUGUCGUGGCAGGUGAAUCUCCUCCCGGUGCCUCCCACCGUGACCGUGUUCCAGAUCCCCAAGACGGUGAGAGAAGGUGCCGUAGAGCUCGUCAACAAAUGGCAGCUGGUCGGGCCGGCCCUUCCCGACGACCUCAUGAUCCGCAUCAUCGCUUUCGGCGACACCGCCAAGUUCGAGGGCAUGUACCUGGGCACCUGCAAAACCCUGACGCCACUGAUGACCAGCAAAUUCCCCGAGCUGGGCAUGAACGCCUCGCACUGCAACGAGAUGCCCUGGAUCAAGUCCGUCCCCUUCAUCCACCUCGGCAAGCAGGCCACCCUCUUCGACCUCCUCAACCGCAACAACACCUUCAAGCCCUUCGCCGAGUACAAGUCGGACUACGUCUACCAGCCCGUGCCCAAGACCGUGUGGGCGCAGAUCUUCGUCUGGCUCGUAAAACCCGGAGCGGGGAUCAUGAUCAUGGACCCCUACGGCGCCGCCAUCAGCGCCACCCCCGAGGCGGCCACGCCGUUCCCUCACCGCAUGGGCGUCCUCUUCAACAUCCAGUACGUCAACUACUGGUUCGACGAGGCAGGCGGCGCCGCGCCUCUGCAGUGGAGCAAGGACAUGUACAGGUUCAUGGAGCCGUACGUGAGCAAGAACCCCAGGCAGGCGUACGCCAACUACAGGGACAUCGACCUCGGCAGGAACGAGGUGGUCAACGACGUCUCCACCUACGCCAGCGGCAAGGUGUGGGGCGAGAAGUACUUCAAGGGCAACUUCCAAAGGCUCGCCAUCACCAAGGGCAAGGUGGAUCCUCAGGACUACUUCAGGAACGAGCAGAGCAUCCCGCCGCUACUGGCCAAGUAAAGUAGUACUCUUGCAUGCAUGGAGAUAUUUUGUAGCGCGUACGUGGUUGGCGUACGUUUUAAUUAAAUGCCCAACUAAUUAGUAGUAGAAUAAGGAUCGAUCGCGCAUAUGAUAAUUAAUUAGUCGGAAGAAGAGUUGCCUACCCCCUUAGGUGUUCGUUCUAAUAUAAUGGCGAAAAUUAGCAAAGAAAUGAUAAUUUUAAGUUGGAAGA
This is a messenger RNA of Triticum aestivum (bread wheat), 1806 nucleotides long. RefSeq names its product berberine bridge enzyme-like Cyn d 4. Gene Ontology annotation, molecular function: FAD binding; oxidoreductase activity. The transcript has a single exon. Lineage: Eukaryota; Viridiplantae; Streptophyta; Magnoliopsida; Poales; Poaceae. The record is from RefSeq and is a predicted model, not a curated record. The coding region runs from base 27 to 1595 and encodes 522 amino acids.